GAACAGGGUCACAUACUUUAUUCAGUCUCUGAGACUAGACAAAUUCUCUAUAAGAGAAAAACCGAAAUAAUUCUGGCUAUCAGACUGAGAGAUGCUGCCUCUGCUGCUGUAUAUUGUUCUCCAGGCUGUGUCCCUAUCUCAAGGGCUCAACAGUACAGAUGACCUUCCUCCGAAAAGUGUGGCAAAUGCUGAUCACUCUGACAAACAGAUUGAGCCCUCCAUGCUAAGCCUGUCUCGGGGCUGCUCUGGUGUUGUAAGGGCUCUUCACCAGAACACUACAGUGGAUGUGACCCUCAACCUGCUGGAUUCUCAGGAAAAGAAACAGCUUGCCAAUCAAAUCUGUGAAAGUCUUGGUUGUGGCCAAGUUUUUGAACAUGGUGUAACUGCAACAGUACGCAGCGGCACUUGUCUUGCAGGCUGCAUCCUUAGAGACUCAAAACUGCAAAACUGCACUACAGAUGCAGACCAUGACUGCACAAAUGCAACUGAAAUAAUUUGCGAGCACCAGGCUGUCCGACUGGUUGGAGGACAUGACCGCUGUGCUGGACGCGUGGAGCUACUGCUGUCUGGGUACUGGGGAACAGUGUGUGAUGAUAAUUUUGACAUGAGAAGUGGAAACGUAGUAUGCGCCCAGCUAAACUGUGGCAUUGCAAAAAAAUUGUCCAAUCUUGGGGCUGGAACGGGACCCAUUUAUAUCAGCAAAAUGAAAUGCAAAGGCUCAGAGAGCAACUUAUGGGUAUGCAAUCUCAACGACACCACUCCCAGCAACUACUGUGGACAUAAAGAAGAUGCCGGAGUUGUGUGCUCAGAAAGUACUGAGAUCUCGCCCACAACAGACAACACAACCAAGUUUAUAACACAUACUGCAGAGACAACCGCAGUGUCGGCAAUGGAACCCGUCAGUAGAGUUUCAGCAGCAGCAAUUGGCUGCUUCAUCUUAUCUAUCCUGUUACUGCUGUUUAUUUUAUCAAAUGCUACUGUCUAUGUGCAUUUCAAAAGAGGACAGGCUUGUGCGAUUCCUCAACAUCACAGUAAUUCCCACGCAAGCACAGAGUACCAGUCCAGUGCACAAAUAGGAACCUACCAGCAGUCUGUCCCUGCCACGGGGGAAGUACGUCAGUACGAAAUUCCUGGUCCAAGACCGAGCUCAGACUAUGCCUAUAGAUUUUCCAGGAGAACAAAUCGAACCUCUCACAACUCUGACAGCUCCGCUGAUUCAAACUAUGAACAUCACAACAGCGAUCGAGUACAAAGACUUCAAAACAACUUACACACAGUAGAUGCGAAUUAUUCAAGCAGUACAUCCUCCGGAGAGGGCUACGAAAACGCAAAGACCGACAUGAACAACAUUCUCAAGUCACAAUUUUUGAAUGAUUCAGACAGUACAUCUUCUGGAGAGUGGUAUGAAAACACGAAGAUCGACAUGGAAAACAAUCUCCAGUCUGAUAACGAGGAGAACCCAUCACUUCCUGAGAAGUCACUACAGACACUGCACAGUGCUCAGAUGACAGCAAACACUGCUGCUUAUGGCGAGCCUCACUUACCCAACAGUCAAGUAGAUGUGAAUGAUUCAGACAGUACAUCUUCUGGAGAGUGCUAUCAAAACAUAGAUGCAGACACCUUUCUUCAGCCUGGUAAAGAAAGCCCAUCCCUUCCUGAGCAGACACUCCUGAAUCACCACAGUACACAGAUGACAGGAAGUACUGCUGGUUAUGAAGACCACCAUGCACCUGGAAACCUCAGUCAAGAAACGGAUAAUAUUAGCAUAUCAUCGGAGGCAUCGUAUGUAAAUGUUCCACCAAUAAAAGAUUCUCCUGAAAGAGAAGUCUCAUCAGACAGCAACUACGACCAGGCUGAAAACUGGUGAAAUCAACGUGGCUACUGCAAGAGACAUUUGUGCACGAAAGUAAAAUACAGCGAAACACCAAACAACAUCCCAAAAAGGAUUGCUUACUCUUUAUUCCUUAUUCAACAUCUGGAUGUGUAUAGUGCUGUGCAUUUAUUCUUUAGAACUGAGGAUUCACAACAAUGGUGUCCCUAACACUUGAACACAGAUGUGGAAUGUAACACAAAUGGGCACUUGUAAUACCCAAGUGUUUCUAAGGACUAUUAAGCAAGAACUGGGAUAAUUAACAAAUGAAUAACAUGCAAACAAACAUACAUUUACAAAUGAAAAUAAACAUUUUAAACAAUGACCAAGAUCCAGCAUCCUAAUGCUUUUUCUAUUAUUUAACUUCAUCUAAUUAUUUUAUAAUAUCAAAAGUCAUAAAAUUGUCCUGUGUGAAAAUGUCCCUAUUUAAGUAUGAAGUUCUGGCCUUUUUAUAGAGGGCAACAGUGCCUGCUAACUUUUUCAACCAUCUUGGUUCUGGAAGUAGUUUUCCCAUUCUCAUUAGGGAUUUCAUAAAAUUAUUUAUAAAAGAAUUGUAAGCCAUGAACCAGGCAUAGACAGUGUGGGUAUGUACUUUAUGUCUUUAAUGAGGGAUUGAAGCAUUGCAAAUGACAUCAAAUUAAAAACAAUGGAAAUAUAUAAAACUAUUGAGUUUAAGUAGUUAAUUAGAAGUAUAGAAACAAUAUAUUUUAUCCUAUUACAAAAUAUUCAGAUGUAUUAAAAAAAAUUUCACUGAGCACUUUAUUAGGAACACCUGUACACCUUCUUAUUUAUGCGAUUAUGUAAUCAGCCAAUCAUGUAGCAGCAGUGCAAUGCAUAAAAUCAUGUAGAUAUGGGCCAGGAGCUUCAUUUAAUGUUCACAUCAACCAUCAGAAUGAGGAGAAAAUAUGAUUUCGACCAUGGCAUGAUUGUUGGUGCCAGACAGGCUGGUUUGAGUAUUUCUGUAACUGCUGAUCUCCUGGGAUUUUCACACACAACAGUCUCUAGAGUUUACUCAGAAUGGUGCCAAAGACAAAAAACAUCCAGUGAGUGGCAGUUCUGCAGAUGGAAACACCUUGUUGAUGAGAGAGAGGUCAAAAGAAAAUGGCCAGACUGGUUUAAGCUGACAGAAAGGCUAUGGUAACUCAGAUAACUCUGUAUAACUGUAGUGAGCAGAAUAGCAUCUCAAAAUGCACAACACGUCGAACCUUGAGGCGAAUGGGCAACAACAGCAGAAGACCACGUCAGGCACUUUAUUAGGACCAUAGUG
This is a messenger RNA of Myxocyprinus asiaticus (Chinese sucker), 3137 nucleotides long. RefSeq names its product T-cell differentiation antigen CD6-like. The transcript is spliced from 14 exons. The record is from RefSeq and is a predicted model, not a curated record. Bases 92 to 1867 code for a protein of 591 amino acids. NCBI's taxonomy places the organism in Eukaryota, Metazoa, Chordata, Actinopteri, Cypriniformes, Catostomidae. Gene Ontology annotation, cellular component: membrane.